Molecule: messenger RNA, 3899 nt
Organism: Xenopus tropicalis (tropical clawed frog)
Lineage: Eukaryota; Metazoa; Chordata; Amphibia; Anura; Pipidae
Gene: gba2
Product: glucosidase, beta (bile acid) 2
Biological process (GO): glucosylceramide catabolic process; steroid metabolic process; carbohydrate metabolic process
Cellular component (GO): endoplasmic reticulum; membrane; endoplasmic reticulum membrane
Molecular function (GO): hydrolase activity, hydrolyzing O-glycosyl compounds; galactosylceramidase activity; glucosylceramidase activity
Source: RefSeq, a predicted model, not a curated record
UGCUUACUGAAGAGGCCAUAGUGCCAACAGUGUGUUACAGAGACUGUAAAAGAGACUGCUGGGAUAGAUUCAUGGAUAACUAAGGCAGGGAAUUCAGGAGGGACCGUGUCAGGCGAGGCCACGGCAUAAACACCGGCACCACAGCUCACUGUUACCUGGGAUCAUACUCAGGAUGGAGGGAACUGCUAAACUGAUGGAGGGCUACCUGGGCAAGGCGGAGGGCCAUGGGGUCCCGGCCCACGGAUGGAGGAUCUGCCUGGCACAUGAAUUUGAAGAGAAGAGAAAACCCUUCCAGCUGGCAAAUGUAUCCCCUUGCCAAAUGAUUACCCACCUCCCCAUGGGCAUCAGGUACCUCCUCUGGUGGUGCAGGAAGACCUACAUGGACAGGAAGGCCCCGUUUAUCGACAUGCUCAACUCCAUCCCGCUGCGGCAGAUUUAUGGUAUGUCCAUGCAUUUCUGCUUGGGGGCUGCAGGGCAAUGUGAUGGACCUGGAACUAUGUCUGCACAUUCUGAAGCCCAAAUGGGCCUUGUGUUGGGAAGCUGGCAUCACAAAAAUGGUACCAUCAAACAAUGUCACCUGGACUCCUCCUUGCCCCUGGCUGUCCUGGUCUGGGACAUUGAGAAUGGCGGCGACGAGGAGAUGGAGGUGACCAUCAUGUUCACCCUUAGAAACGGCAGUGGGACGCGCAGUGACCGGGCCGGAAAUCACUGGAAUGAGCCCUUCCAGCUGCAGAAGGAUGGGGAGUCCGUAAGAGGAAUGCUCUUGCACCACUGCACUGCCACCAACCCCUACACCAUGGGGGUCGCUGUGAGAGAAAGGCCGGGGGUCUGUGUUUCACACUGUACCCAAUUUGACCCAACUGGACUGGGGCAGGAGGUGUGGAAAGACCUGUUAGAGGACGGACGGCUGAACUCGGCACCAGGUCCCAGCCCCCCAACGGCCAAGGGAAAAAAGACAGCUGCAGCAGUGGCCGCGGGGUGCUCCUUGCCCCCCAGGAGCCGAGAGACGCUGGAGUUUUGGGGCUUGAGCUGGGACAUGCCCAACAUUCGCUUUGGGGCAGGACAGAGAGAGCACCACCGGCGUUACACACGGUUUUUCGGUUGCCAAGGUGAUGCUGCUCCAGCUCUUUGCCAUUAUGGACUAACGCACUUUGUUGGGUGGGAGCAGAAAAUAGAGGCCUGGCAAGAACCCAUCCUGCAAAAUGGAGACCUCCCAGCUUGGUACAAAUCUGCCCUCUUUAAUGAGCUCUAUUUCAUGGCGGACGGAGGGACCGUGUGGGUGGAGGUCUCGGCUGCUGAUGACGAUGAUAAUCUGAUGAGAAGAGGCUGUAAGGACCUGCCUGGCAUGAAGGACGUCCUGCAGGAAUACGGGCGCUUUGCUUACCUUGAAGGGCAGGAGUACCGCAUGUACAACACAUAUGAUGUGCACUUCUACGCCUCCUUCGCUCUCAUCAUGCUGUGGCCCCAACUGGAAAUCAGUCUUCAAUAUGAUAUGGCUGCCUCGGUGCUGCAGGAGGACCCUGAGCUGCGGAAAUAUCUCAUGAGCGGAACUGUAGCUCCUGUAAAGUCACGGAGUGUUGUUCCACAUGAUGUUGGGGAUCCAGAUGAUGAGCCCUGGCAGAAGCUUAACGCCUAUCUGAUCCAUGACACGGCCAACUGGAAGGACUUAAAUCUCAAAUUUGUGCUCCAAGUGUAUCGGGACUAUCACAUUACUAAGGACACUACCUACCUGAGGGACAUGUGGUCUGUGUGCCAGACUGUAAUGGAGACAUCGCUGAAGUUUGAUGAAGAUGGCGAUGGGCUGAUUGAGAAUUCCGGCUUUGCUGAUCAGACCUAUGAUGAUUGGGUGAUGACGGGCCCCAGUUCAUACUGCGGGGGGCUGUGGUUGGCGGCUGUGUGUAUGAUGUGCAAGAUGGCGGAGGUACUGGGGGACGGCGCCGCGCAGGAGAAGUUCACUGACAUCCUACACAGGGGCAAGGCGGCAUUUGAGAAGCUUCUGUGGAAUGGUAAAUAUUACAAUUUCGACUGCGGGGACCAGCCCUACUCUAACAGUGUGAUGGUGGAUCAGUGCGCUGGGAACUGGUUCCUUCGGGCCUGCGGCCUGGGUGCUGGGGAAAGUGAGGUUUUCCCCAAAGACCAUGUGGUGAGCGCUCUGAGAACCAUCUUUGAGUUGAACGUGAAACAGUUUGCGGAUGGGCAGAUGGGGGCAGUUAAUGGUAUGCGCCCCGAUGGCACCACCGACACAUCCAGUGUUCAGUCCGAUGAGGUCUGGAUAGGAGUGGUCUAUGGACUGGCGGCCACCAUGAUCCAUGAGGGCCUGGUGCAGGAAGGUUUUGCCACGGCCGAGGGCUGUUACCGGACGGUGUGGGAGCGGCUGGGAAUGUCCUUCCAGACCCCCGAGGCUUAUUGUGAGAAGCAGGUGUUCCGCUCGCUGGCCUACAUGCGCCCCCUCAGCAUCUGGGCCAUGCAGCUAGCGCUGGGCAACCUGCAAUCUGCCCCAGAGCAGUCCAACUGCCCCAAGGGGAAGUGACCCCGCGCCCAACGGCUGUCGUACAAGUGCCCCCUGUGUUGGGGGCGGGUAUAGCACAUGCUGGGGGGAGGGGGGCGCCUUGGGGCGUUUAAUCUUCCGGUUGGAAUUACUUGAAACUUCUUGGCUUCUCCCCAAAUCUGCGAGUGAGAAAGUUCCCCCCACAAUCCCCCUGUGCUGGACAAUCUAUUGUACCCCCCUCCCAACAUGCUGUACUUGGUAUCUACCUCACUGUGGGACUGGCACCCCGACCCUGGAGCCCCAACCCACUGGCAGCGGCCCCCAGCGUUGCUCCAUCAUCCCCUGCAGAACAUCACGGCGCCGCUCCAUCAUCCCCCGCAGAACAUCAUGGCACUGCUCCAUCAUCCCCCGCAGAACAUCACGGCGCCGCUCCAUCAUCCCCCGCAGAACAUCACGGCAGCGCUCCAUCAUCCCCCGCAGAACAUCAUGGCACUGCUCCAUCAUCCCCCGCAGAACAUCACGGCAGCGCUCCAUCAUCCCCCGCAGAACAUCACGCAGCGCUCCAUCAUCCCCCGCAGAACAUCACGGCAGCGCUCCAUCAUCCCCCGCAGAACAUCAUGGCACUGCUCCAUCAUCCCCCGCAGAACAUCAUGGCACUGCUCCAUCAUCCCCCGCAGAACAUCACGGCGCCGCUCCAUCAUCCCCCGCAGAACAUCACGGCAGCGCUCCAUCAUCCCCUGCAGAACAUCACGGCGCCGCUCCAUCAUCCCCCGCAGAACAUCACGGCGCCGCUCCAUCAUCCCCCGCAGAACAUCACGGCGCCGCUCCAUCAUCCCCCGCAGAACAUCACGGCGCCGCUCCAUCAUCCCCUGCAGAACAUCACGGCGCCGCUCCAUCAUCCCCAGCAGAACAUCACGGCGCCGCUCCAUCAUCCCCUGCAGAACAUCACGGCGCCGCUCCAUCAUCCCCUGCAGAACAUCACGGCGCCGCUCCAUCAUCCCCUGCAGAACAUCACGGCGCCGCUCCAUCAUCCCCUGCAGAACAGCACGGCGCCGCUCCAUCAUCCCCCCCAGAACAUCACGGCGCCGCUCCAUCAUCCCCUGCAGAACAUCACGGCGCCGCUCCAUCAUCCCCUGCAGAACAGCACGGCGCCGCUCCAUCAUCCCCCGCAGAACACCACGGCGCCACUCUGUUCCGUGCCCCAGAUUUGGGUCUGUCAGAGAGGAUUGGGGCCCAUCCCAUGGGUAUCACGGGGCAGUUCUGGCCCAAAUGUCUUGCCUAUACCUCCAGUGUCCCUGUUCUACAUAUUCUCUUGGGAGGCAAAAGUACAAAUGAAGCUGAGCAGCACCCAAUCAGCUCUCAGCAUUUUCAGUUAAUGGCCAAUGAAUGUAAAUCUGCUGCUGAUUCAGUA